AUGUACACCACGCCUGGUAGGCGGGUGACGAACCAGGCGAUCGCAAUCUGUCCAUCAUGUGCCACCCGGCUGGGGGUAGUGUGGCGCGCUCUGUCGUCGUCUCCCACCCUCUCGGCCAAGAGGACCCGUGUGCCAAAGUACGUUAAACAGGCCACUAUAAUACCACGGGUCCUUCAAGGCGGGAAAAAGGCCCCGGAAUCGACGGGCCUGCGACGCAGACAUGGAGAGAAACCAAUCUAUCUUGCGCCGGAGCUCGUGACAGGUCUGCAGAAGCUGGGCUUCUCCUCCAUCUUCGAGGUCAUGAACGUGCUGCGACACUUCAACCACGAGGUGACGAGCCUGUCGCCAGCGACCGUCUUCCAAGUCCUGACUACACACGAGCGCUUCACGCAGAUCGCGGAGCAGGAGUUGAAGAGGCCCGAGGCGCGGCUCAUGCGCGACCCGAACCUCCUGCGCAAGGCUUUCCACCUCCUAGGCCGGAACUACUUCCACCAGCAAAACAGACAGGGUCAGGAAGGGCUUGCCGCGCUGAGGGCGGCGUUUUUGGCUGGAGAAGUCGAUGCCGGGAUUGAUGCCGCGGCGGCCGAGGCCAUGGUGAACAGAAGUCGCGUGGAGUCGGGCGCGACUUCAAACUCGAGCACGCUUCUCUCGCCACGGCUCUUCGACUUCAUCAAGCAGCGAGCCCGGGCAAGGGCUGACUGGCGCGCAAUGACGCUGUAUCUGAAGGAGAUAUCGAGGGUACCCCAGACAGAAGUGUUAGCGCGGGACAACUACAAUCUUGCAAGGGAGUUGUUCGACAUGCUCGAGCCCAGCAAAGAGCUUCUUCUCGAAAACACGCAGCUUCUACGAGCAUUCGAGCCGCCGUGGAAGAUCCUCCACGACGCUGCGGUCGCCUACCUGGCGUACACUCCUGAGGGCUGCCCCGAGAACGACAAAGUCCAAGCAGACAUCGAGACUGCCCUACGCGAGGGAAUCCACAAGUACUCGGAUCCCCGGGCCGUGGCGCCCGCUCUGCGCCAGCAGCGCGUGAUACCAUGGCACUCGUCUGAAUGGGUCGACCUUGCAACCCAGGCGGCGGCCGCGGGCGUCCACCACGCUGCCUUCGACCUUGCGAUGUACCACCUCCGCCAGGGGGCUUGGCGGCCCAAGCAAGCGGACAAGAAGCCGACAGACUGGACAGGCAUUGAAUGGCUUGCCGUCAGCGCCGCCCUGUCCGCUCCAGACAUUCGGACGAUGGUCCAAUCGAGGUAUCUCGGCCUGGCGCAUCUUCUGCGGGAGCACGGCUACCUGGCCGAGGGCUACGCCUGGAUGCAAUAUGCGAAAGAAAACGCUGCGGAAGCGGGCUUGGAUCCGGACAAGGAAUGGGAGCAUUUCAUCCACGACUUCGAGCUAGCUUGGGCGAAGGCGGAAAAGGACGACGAGAUGCAGAAAUACAUCCAACACAGCGACAAGUUCUUUGCGCCCUACUUGGACGAGCGGGACAAGUAA
Messenger RNA from Cladophialophora yegresii CBS 114405, 1488 nucleotides. RefSeq lists its product as uncharacterized. The transcript has a single exon. The record is from RefSeq and is a predicted model, not a curated record. NCBI's taxonomy places the organism in Eukaryota, Fungi, Ascomycota, Eurotiomycetes, Chaetothyriales, Herpotrichiellaceae. Bases 1 to 1488 code for a protein of 495 amino acids.